UAGCGUUGCGUGUGGUUCUCAAGGUCACUCUUACUUGUAUCACUUUUUAAUUAAACAACAGAAUAAGUUGUACUACCUAUCAUAUCUUUCUAUUCUAAUCGCAAAAUGCCACUCCGGCUUAUACGUUUGCGUUUGCCUGUUUUUUGAUAUCAACUGAUUUCGACCAUAAAAAAAUAUUAAGGAAACCUCUAAACCUAACCCUUGGCACACACAAGUCUGUUGAUGAUGUUCUAGAGAUAUUGUGGAUAGGAUGUUAUCAACUAUGACUCGGUAUAAUAACCAUUGGUACUCCUGUUAUAGUUGUUUUUUCUUACAAGAUAGAAGUCAAAGGGGACUCUGUAACAGAUUGAAUCUAAUGUCACACAAGCGUCCUGAGCACUCACUUCCUCCUGAACUGUAUUAUAACAGUGAUGAGGCCAAAAAAUAUAGUUCAAAUUCUCAUAUAAUUGAUAUUCAAACGCGUAUCACGGAACGGGCUUUAGAAUUACUUGCGUUGCCUGAAGAUGAAGCAUGCAUGAUUUUAGAUAUUGGAUGCGGCUCCGGUUUAAGCGGUGAAGUUAUUACUGAGAAUGGUCAUCACUGGGUUGGCGUUGACAUAAGUAAAGAUAUGCUUGAGGUCGCAUUAGACAGAGAAGUGGAAGGUAGUUUAGUACUUGGUGACCUUGGUUGCGGAUUACCGUUUCGCAGUGGAUCAUUUGAUGGGGCUAUUAGCAUUUCAGCAAUACAGUGGCUAUGCAAUGCGGACAGAUCCUCUCAAAAUCCCAUUGCGCGUCUGAGAAGGUUUUUCGUCUCGCUCUACAGCAGUCUUACUCGUGGUGCGCGAGCAGUCUUACAGUUUUAUCCGGAAUCCGUGGUUCAAGCAGAUCUAUUGCAGAAUGAAGCUACGAGAGCUGGAUUCACAGGCGGCCUUAUAAUUGAUUACCCCAACAGUACUCGAGCAAAAAAUCCGCAGCUAAAGUUUAUAUUUGUCUUGGAAAUUUUCAAGUCAGGCAUCGCAUUUAGGGAUAACCUUUUUCAUCUUUGAGAGUGUUGACGGAAAGUAAAAUACUUGAAGAACUCAAUCACCUUUUGUAGCAUCAUUAGACUUCAUCGAAAAACUGAGUUGUUUCCUGUGCAAAUGUACUGUUUGUCCGUAACGUAGUAGUCAUUCUCUAUAUUUAGGGUUUAAGAUAUGUAUUGGGUAUAUACUUAGUCAUCCUUUAUCGUUUAAUAGUAUGCUUCUGGUACAUUAGCAUUUCUGUUUCGACCCUUGCCCAUCUGUAAUAUCCGUACUAAGUUUUUUUCCUAAUUGCCAUGGAAUACUAGUACUUAAAUUUAUAUGUUAGUAUGAAAAUUCAAAAUCUAAGUCAACAGUUUGUGUUUUCAGACAUUACCUACUUUGAAGAACUAUCACUAAGUGUCGUAAAACGUGUCUCAAGGCUGGAAACAUAAAUCAGUAUAUCGUUACAGAGUCACAUUGUUAGUAAAAUUUGAAUCCACUAUCCAUAGGUAACUUCUCUAACUGCACUUUAGAAAGUAGUAAUCAGUCAGUACCAUCACAAUAAAAACCUUGCUAGUAAUGUAGAGCUUCAUGUACUCAAGUCCUAGGCACACUUUUGUCAGGGUUGUUAAUAAUAUCGGGCUGUUCAAACCGAGGCCAUUAGUGGGUUAAAAUUUCAAUCUCCGAUCUACUCAUUGUAAGAGGAGUCUUUAGACAAUACCAUUCUUCGAAACAUUUGCCUAUACACUGUUUUCCACUUAUGUUUCGACCUUUGUUUUGCGACACAACUUACAGCUAAGUCGUUUCGGUUUUCCUAUAUUAUCUAGUUUCACUAAAUAACUGCUUUCUCAAAAUUCCUCUUCAACACGAGAUCACAAAUUUUGUGCUGUAUAUUUUUGGUAAAUACCUAAAUCAUUAUUAAGGAUAUGGUGUUCUUUUCAAAAGCGACAAUUUACCCCGAUAUAUGUAUUAGUUUUGGCGUACGUAAUUAUUUUCCUAAAGUUCAUUCAGUUUUUGACACAAAUUGACCGGUCAUUCAUUUUUAGGUACUUUUUGGUACUGGAUGUUUGUAGCACUCGUCGUAUCCCGCAACCACUAACAGAAAAUAAUGAGAUGUCAAAUCAUAACCGAAACAAACUAGAGACCUUGAGAGAAUGUAGACAGUUGAAGAAAUUACCGAAACACAGUGUAGCUUGGAUAAAACAAAAAAAGCAACGUGCCAGGGACCAAAUGAAAGAAGUUGCUCGUGACUCUAAAUACACAGGACGUAAGCGUCGUGCUAAGUUUUGACACGGUUUCUUAUUACUUUAAAUUUAUAACUACUGUAUAUUGUGUACCUCGAUUAUAAUCACCAUGGGAUUUGACUUCAAUGUAUUGUAAUGCGUUGUUCAGUCAAUCUUCUCCAACUCCUACAUGCUUUUUUAAAUAUCUAAUUAUCAGUGUUAAAAUUAGGGAAACUUUGUAAAAAUCUAAUUGUUCGAGUUUCUCCCUCACUUUUACUAUCUUCCAAUACAUUAAUUUCAUACCUAAGGAUUAUGUUACAGUUUUCCAAUCAAAAUCGUGUUCUGCAAAUUUUUUGGCUAAUGUUCUAUGUAUUUACCGCUUGCAAUCGAAAUCAUUACUUACGUGUCGACCAUUGAGAUUUGUAUUGAAUGUAUAAUUUUGAUUGAAUCCGUCUUUCUUGUUACUUGUAACCUUUAAUGACACAGAAUCAGUGUCCACAUUAUGAGUGGCAUAUUCUAAAAUGUUUGUUGUGCCAUUUACUGUUAUCACUGCUAAUCUUAUGAAGCAAUGUAGAAUAUCUGUAUUGAUUGUUAAUAUUUGAUUUCC
This is a messenger RNA of Schistosoma rodhaini, 2809 nucleotides long. The record is from the annotation of a GenBank genome assembly. NCBI's taxonomy places the organism in Eukaryota, Metazoa, Platyhelminthes, Trematoda, Strigeidida, Schistosomatidae.